Molecule: messenger RNA, 165 nt
Organism: Dentiscutata erythropus
Lineage: Eukaryota; Fungi; Glomeromycota; Glomeromycetes; Diversisporales; Gigasporaceae
Source: the annotation of a GenBank genome assembly
AUGUCCAGUUAUGAUAAAAAUUUAAACCAUAUCCUGCCAAACCUUGAUUCUGGUGAGGUUGAAAUCGUUCCUAUUAUCCAAGAUGAGACUACUCUUUAUGCGAAUGAUGGUGUAAAGCAAUAUUGGAGCCUGAAGGAUGAAUAUGGCCUACGGAGAAAAUCACAA